Molecule: messenger RNA, 1060 nt
Organism: Melanotaenia boesemani (Boeseman's rainbowfish)
Lineage: Eukaryota; Metazoa; Chordata; Actinopteri; Atheriniformes; Melanotaeniidae
Product: zinc finger protein 239-like
Exons: 3
Coding region: 256-933 (225 amino acids)
Biological process (GO): regulation of transcription by RNA polymerase II
Molecular function (GO): DNA-binding transcription factor activity, RNA polymerase II-specific; RNA polymerase II cis-regulatory region sequence-specific DNA binding
Source: RefSeq, a predicted model, not a curated record
UAGACAUAAACAUGAACACAGUAGAAUCUGGUUUUAUCAUGGAAACCAUCUGUUGUUUACAAUCAAAUUUAGUGGCAGAGUGAAAGAAAGUGAGGGUUUAUUUUUAAAAGACUUGUGGAACUGGACUCAUUUGAACUGGUUUCCAUGGAAAUCCUCAGUCCACCAGUCAAACCUCAGUGAGCUCUGACCUCUGUAGCGACACUCAGAAACCUGCACAUUGACAGCAUUUUACCCAGCAAACGAGCAGAUUUAAAGAUGAAGGAAGAAGAGGAGGAAAUUUCCAUUGAGGAGAAAAAUCAUCAACCGAGUUCCCUGCCAGCAGAAAAUCAAAUCAAUCCAGAUGGGCCUCAUGAUGAGGAUAGGGACGGUCCCAGUAAAAGACGGCCGGCUCAACGGAUCUCUACUGAGGACAAACAACACCGCUGUGAUUGUGGAAAAUGUUGGAGGUGGCCGUAUGAACUCAAGAAACAUCAGCGAGUCCACAGGGGAGAAAAGCCCUACACCUGUCCUAUUUGUAGGAUGAGCUUUACCCAGUCGGGAAGUCUGAAAUGUCAUCAGCGCAUCCACACGGGAGAAAAGCUGUAUGCCUGUGACCGCUGUGAAAAGUGUUUUGCCAGGCUGGGAAAUCUGAAACAACAUCAGCGCGUCCACACUGGAGAAAAGCCCUACACCUGUCCUAUUUGUAGGAUGAGCUUUACCUGGUCGGGAAGUCUGAAAUAUCAUCAGCGCAUCCACACCGGACAAAAGCCCUACACCUGUCCUAUUUGUAGGAUGAGCUUUACCCAGUCGGGAAAUCUGAAAUGUCAUCAGCGCAUCCACACCGGAGAAAAGCCGUAUGCCUGUGACCGCUGUGGAAAGUGUUUUACCAGGCUGGGAACUUUGAAACAUCAUCAAAGCAUCCACAGUGAAGAAACUCUUCUCCCACCUCCAUGAUAAUCUAUAAUAACAAUCUUUGCAUGCAGUUUGUCGAGUGUUGUGUUAUUUUUUUGCAGCAAACAGACUCAUGUCUGCAUGUGACAAGUUCAGAAAGGGUCUCACUUUUACUGAGUGAAGCUGCACU